AAUUCAAUCAAACGAAUGAUCUUUUCUUUGACAGCUGUUCAGUUGAGCCAGUCAGUUCGUGAAAGACCAAAGUCAAUGGCUGUUCCUUCUCAAGGAAUGAUUAAUCUCAGUAGUACUCCAGAUCUGAAAACUUACCGAUCCAGUUCCAUUUUAUCGAGAAAUGAAGAUUUGACUGAUGCAGAUAAUGGCUCUGUUUUGCUCUACCCAAGCCUGAGCAGCGCACAUUCUGUAUCAAUUGAAUCGCUAGAGGAUCUGAAUUAUGAUUAUGAUGAGGAUAUUGCUAUGAAAGGACCAGAGCCAGAAUCAUGGAGUGCAACGAUGGACAAAAAGACUUUGAAAAAAAUGAAUGCAAAAGAUAUUAAAAGACAGGACCACAUAUUUGAGCUUAUUCAAACUGAAAAACAUCAUUUAAGGACGUUAAAAAUAAUGCAGAAGAUUUUUAGCUACGGAAUGCAACAUGAGUUGCACAUGGAACGGGAUUUAAUUAAUAAGAUGUUCCCGAGUUUAAAUGAACUUGUGGAGAUUGCAGUGUCUUUCCAUAACCGUCUGAAGGAACGUCAGAGUCAAGCUAAGGUGGUUGAGUGUAUAGGUGAUGUUCUUGUUGACCAGUUUGACACAGAAUCUGGUGAAAAAAUGGUAAAGUCUUAUUCCUACUUCUGCAGUCGGCAGAAAGAAGCAGUGCAAACAUACAAAGAUUUAUUGAAAACAGAUCGUAAAUUUCAGCUAUUUAUCAAAAAAUGUAGUAAUAACGCUUUAUGUCGCCGAUGGUCCGUCCCAGAAUGCAUUUUAAGUGCCAUGCACAGGCUUACUAAGUAUCCUUUGUUGAUACAUGCCAUCAUAAAGCAGACAAAACCUUCAAAAGCAGAUUAUCGACCUCUGCAGAAAGCGGUUACUUGUGUCAAGAGCAUAUUAGGCAGGGUUAAUGAAGAGGUACAACUGUAUGAGCAGAACAAAAAGCUGUGGGAUAUAUACAACAAGGUAGAAGGACGGGCGUAUGGUAUGAUGAAGAAUGGGAAAAAGUUUGAGAAAAAAGAUAUAGUUUCCAAAGACCGAAAGUUGAGGUAUGAGGGUACUAUUCAGUUGAAGUCAGCACGGGGAAAAUAUACAGAAAUAGUUGGUGUACUCCUUACAGAUGUUUUCUUGCUACUGGAAUUAAACAAUCAAAAGUAUACGUUCACAUCUCAAGACCAAAAGGCCCCUGUUAUAUCGUUACACAAGAUGAUGGUAAGGGAUGUAGCUACAGACAACAAGAGUAUUUACUUAAUCAGCACUGCAUCCUCAGGCCCAGAGAUGUAUGAAGUGAAGUGUGAAUCAGAUGAUCGCAAACUGUGGAAGGCAAAAAUUGAGGAAGCAGUUAAGGAAUGCCCAGCACCUGAUGAGGACCUCCAAGUAGAGGAAGUCGAUGAACAGAUACGAUUAGAGGAAGUCAGAGCAAAGACAAUAAAGCAGUUUAUAAGUGAUUUGCAGAAUAAGGACAGCCAAAUAAAAUCACUUGCCACUGAGAAGACUAACCUGAUAAUAGAACUUGCUAAAGUUAUCCGCAAUGACAAUAGCAAUCUUCGAGAAUCCGAGGAAAUGUUAUAUAUGAAAUCCAGUGAAUUGUUAUUAAAGUCUCUUGAAGAAGUGACCCAUUUAACAUCUUCUGUGUGCAGUAUAAACUACAUGGGGCUAGGUCGUAGUGCAAGCAGCGCUGGUGAACAUUUUAGCGGUACUUGUCAGUUACCAGCCUUACCAAAACGAGCCGAAACUUUCAGCGGCUUUGAUAGCUCUGUCAAAGACCAUGCUACAUUUGAUUUCGGCCUGCCUGGAACAAAUCUACAAAAACGAUACUCUCGCAGGAAUUCUACAUCGGAAAACCGAAGUUCAAGUUCACCAAACCUAUCAAAGGAACAGACUCACAGUAUGCAUAGCCAAGAUACAGAUAAAGGUGGCUCAGAUCCCACACUUAAUCCAGACACCAGGUCGCUCGCAGGGAUGAAGAUGGACAGUCAGGCUAAGUCUCAAAUGGGCAGAAGUUUAAGUGAUGCAGCAGACUGGAAAGCCAUGAAAGAAAGGGAAAAAAUGUUUGCAGCUCUUAGACGUGAUCCUAACCAGACCAUUGAUAGUGAUAAUUCCCAAGGUGACCUAAGUUCAAGUAUAGACUCUACUCCAGGAGGCACCACACAUUUACCUACAAAUGAAACAGUAACUGCAACUACUCGGUUAACACAGUAUUUAAAUAGGCUGUUGGUAUUAACAGCAGAUCAGGAAACAGAACUCCAAAGUUUAAACCAUCAAUUAAGUGAUGCCAAAAUGAAAAUAAAUGAACUUACUCAGCACGCAACUACAUUAGAAGAAAAACAAGAAGAACAAUUAAAUACCUGUAGACAGGUGGAAUUAGACCAAGAGGAAGUGCAUCUCAUGCAGCAGAAACUUAGAGAGGAACGACAAGAAUUUGAAGAAGAGAAGGAAAAACUACAGACUGAAAUUGAAAAUCAAAACUUAUUAUUUACCUCUCAACAACAGCUGCUAGUUAAAGAAACAACAGAAAAAGAACGACUUCAAAAACAAAUAGAAACAAUGGAACUUCAAUUAAAAGAUUUGAAAGAACAGGUGAAAAGCUCAAAGAACAUAAAAGAAGAGCGAGGAGACAAAUGGAAACUCGCCAAAGAAAAUAAUAAUCAGUCAAAUAACUCAGGUCGUAAACCACGUUCGUAUUCUGACAUGUCUCUUCGCGAUGUUGUUGAGGGGUCAGAAAAGAGUAGUUUGUCUUCCGAUUCAGAAGGGGGAAGCAGUCGACGAAACAGGAAUGAUAAAGCUGUACCUAUACACUUAUUAAGUGCCACAAAUGAGUUAGACACUUCCAGUGAUAUUAAGCAGAAACUCCCGUUUAAGUUGUCAUCUCUCUCUUCCUCUACAACAUCUUUGCAAGGGAAGCGACACUCUUCAUCGUCGUCUAUAGGAACAUCUAGUUCAGUGCCACCGUCCUCCGGGUCGGCAUUAUCUUCGUUGUCCAGCAAACGACACCUUUCUUCUUCGUCAAUAGGCUUGACAAAUACAACCCAAAUGUUGCCCAUGAAACUGGCAAAUUUAUCUAGCACAGCAAGUGAAAAGAAAAGCAAUCAUCGUAAGUCAAAAAAAGACUAUUCCUCCCUUGAGAAUAAUGGAAAAGCACAAGCUAAACACCAAGGGGAACAACAACAACAAGAUGUCAUAUACUUCUGAGCUCCCCAGGUCCUUCAUAAUAUUUGAAUAGCAAUGAAUGAACAGUUAUUCUACCCUGUGGAUAAACAGACCAAUCAGUAUGCAGAUGUUUGAUAAACAGACCAAUCAGUUAUAGAUGUUUGAAAAACAGACCAAUCAAGAUGAAAACAAAAAUGCUUUCAAAAAAACGCCGUAAUGUAAUUUGUGUAUGUUCCGUGUUCUAGUAAUCAUGUGAUGUUGCUGAAGUUUUCAUUAGCUUCUGCAUACUAGAUUUCUGAACGAAACAGAAAUUAUAUUUAAACAAAAAUUUAAACA
Messenger RNA from Anneissia japonica, 3498 nucleotides. RefSeq names its product rho guanine nucleotide exchange factor 18-like. The coding region runs from base 16 to 3204 and encodes 1062 amino acids. NCBI's taxonomy places the organism in Eukaryota, Metazoa, Echinodermata, Crinoidea, Comatulida, Comatulidae. The record is from RefSeq and is a predicted model, not a curated record. The transcript is spliced from 24 exons. Gene Ontology annotation, biological process: regulation of Rho protein signal transduction. Gene Ontology annotation, molecular function: guanyl-nucleotide exchange factor activity.